GACAGGCUGAAAAGUGUUUGCUGAAAAAAAAAGAAGGCUGUAGGCCUAUUUAGUACAAUCUGAUAACAACAUCAGAUUGUCAACAAAAUAAUGUGAAUGUUCAAUCUUGAAUUAAGCAAUAACAUUUAUCUACCAGUAGCCUAAUAAAAAAGGUAUUGAACAGGCAGUGCUAUAAUGAAUCUUCGAAUGGGAGAUUGACGAGGUUAGGGGCGUGUGUGACGCGUGUAGCUGUGGCAGACACUCGUCCACGGAGAAUAGAAGAGAGAGAGAGAGCGUGCAGGGGAGGGAGGAGGAACUAAAAGAAAAAAGUUCAAACUAAAAAUGGCUUCCUUGUCUUUGGAGUCUGCAGAACAAUCCGAGAAUAGCACGGAGGAGUCUACCCAAGAGGCCGCUCUGGUAAAAGAGGAGACGGAUCCGGAUGAAGUUUCAGAACAAUUGCUAAAAACUUUCCAGAACUCGGCGCUCAGCUUUUCGACAGAUCAAGUAGCAUGUCUGUGCGAAGCCCUUCUACAGGCGGGCAAUGUGGAUCGCCUGUGGAGAUUCCUAUCAACCAUCCCUCCUUCGGCCGAGCUGCUACGUGGCAACGAGACGCUGCUCAAGGCCCAGGCACUAGUCGCUUUCCACCGGGAAGAAUUCAAGGAGCUGUACGCAAUAUUGGAAAGCCACGACUUCCACCCCAGCAACCAUGGGUUCCUGCAGGACCUCUACUUGCAGGCGCGCUACAAGGAGGCGGAGAGGUCCCGAGGUCGUAGCCUGGGCGCCGUGGACAAGUAUCGGCUUCGGAAGAAGUUUCCCCUGCCGAAAACAAUCUGGGAUGGAGAGGAGACUGUGUAUUGUUUCAAAGAGAAGUCUCGCAAUGCACUGAAAGAGUGUUACAAAGGCAACAGGUAUCCCACUCCAGACGAGAAGAAAAACUUGGCCAAAGUGACUGGACUCUCCCUCACGCAAGUUAGCAAUUGGUUCAAGAACCGACGGCAGAGAGACCGAACCCCGUCCGGUACCAACAGCAAAAGUGAGUCCGAUGGUAACCACAGCACAGACGAUGAGGGUGAUGACAUCUCAGACAAACCAGAGGACAUUGUGGGCUCCACAGCCUCCAUCUCCCUCUCUGGCACCCCCUGCAGCACUGGAGGCCAGCUCUUCCUCAACGGGGCAGGUGGGUUCCUCACCGCCUCCCACCCCUUACUCAUCAACGGGGGCUCCCUGAUCUCCGGGGCAGGGGGUGGCGUCAUCAUCAACGGGCUGACCCUGAGCGAUGGUCACACGGUUACCCUCAGCCCCAUAUCGGCUAACUCACCUCUGCUCUUCAAUGGAGCGCAGGUCAUAUCCAAGAGCAGUGAGGAUAUGGGUCUUGAGGGCCAGGGGGUUAUGGCCAUGGAGGCCCAGCCCAGCUCUGCCAUCUCCCUCCCUCUGACAGAGGAUCUUAAGACGGACAAUGUAAGCCUGACGAACCCCUCAACCAUCCCCACCCUGGACUUCAUCAAUGUCCCAGAGGGGAUGGUUCUCAAAGCCGAGGACAUCCAGACAGUCUCUCCUUCCUCCUUGUCUUCCCCCUCAACAUUCUCCCCCACCUCCCUUUCCUCCCUGGUUCUGACUCAAAAUGGCUGCCUCUCCGACACCCUCACCCUUCCGGUCUCUAUGUCCUCUCCGGGUGUGGUCAUCUCCAGCCCUGUAGUGGGCCUCCCCAGCCAGCAGGGGGAGUAUGUGGUGUUUGCCACGGCUGGUUCUCAGCUCACCCCCUCCAGCUCCAUCUGCCAGGUGGUGUCCUCCUACAGCUACUCCACCCCACAGGUAUUCUCCCUGCCUCAGGUGGUGCCCUCCAUCCAGGGUGUCCCCGUAUCCCAACUGGUCCAACACACACCUGGAGGCCAGGUGUCCCAGUGUCCCCAGUUAAUCCCGGUGUCCCCCCUCACCUCCUCUCUCCCCCAGGGCACCCUCUCCCAGUUCCAGGCCCACCAGACUCUGAACAUUGCCCCCCGCCUCGCCCAACCCCUCCCCCAGCAUCAUACUAGUUCCUCUACGUUGGGAGAGGGAACCACCAUCCUCUCCCUUUCCCAGCUCCCCAACGGACAGCUCCCCCAGGGACUCACACUCCAGCUGGGUGAACAGACCUCAGCUACCAUCCCCACUCUGACCCAGAUCCAGUCCCCACUAGGCCAUCACCAGAUCAUCUCUCAGUCCAAAGAGACAAUCCCAGGCCAGUUGGUUCCCCUCUCCCUGCCCCAGCUGGUGCCUGUCUCCUCCACGGGACAACUCUCCUUCCCUCAGGUGGGCCCGUCCACCCCUUCUCUAUCUGGAUCUGGUGGAGCCUUCCAGAUCCUAACCUCGGCCCCUGGAGGUGGGAUGACUCAGGGGCCCUUCAGGAUAAACCAGCUGGGACCCCUCCAGACUGUAGUCCCCCCGACCAGCAUGGCUCCUGGUGUCCAGCUCCUCAACUCCGGGGUCAUUCAGCUCCCCUCCGCCUCGCCAGGGAAUCUCCUCUAUGGUGGAAGCCCCAUCCUGAGUUACCAGAACGGCAAGCUGAUCCUAACUAUCCCAGCUGGCAUCCAGUUCGGCAGCCUGCCCAUGAAACCCGUCCCUGAGGCUUCUAACCACCACACCAACGGAGUAGGCCCUGGACUCACCCUCAACCCUGUAAUCCAACCUACACCUACCCUCCUCCCAGUCUCCACCUCCGUCCCAACGUCCAACACCCUCCAGACAUCCCCCCUCUGCUUCAUCAACUCCUCUCCGCUCUACUGCAAUCCUGAGAUGGGUGUCCCCACCAACCAGCCCCACUCCACCACCUCCCCACACACCCUGGACCUCUCUGCCACCCACACCCCUCCCAAUGCCCUCACCCCAGAGAGCAUGCUCUCCCUCAGCCCCAUGUGCAGUGGAGUGACCCCCACCACUCAGCUCUCCCACACCACCUGGAGCCCUGUCCCCCUCUCCACCUCUGCCAGCCUGACUAUGUUUGACGUCCGUGGGAAGGGAGAUCUGCCCGAGGACCCGCCUCUGCUGGACCUACCUGGAGGCGAGGCCCUGCUACUAGGCAGCACCUCUCCAGAACAGGAUGUGGACAGGGGGUCGCCGUUGGGGGACCCAGUGGAGAUGGAUGGAGACCCCAAGAUCCUCACCCAGCUACAAUCAGUCCCUGUGGAUGAUGGGUUGGGGCUGUAAUCCAGUCCCCCAGCCCACACCACCACAAACUGUUAUAGAACAAUCUGGAAGGUUUUGUUUGUCUGACCUCAGUGCUCCCCUGGCUAGGUUUGCAUUGAGGAGUGGACAGGCUUUGACUCGUAAGAGAAAGGUGCUUUGACUAAAUAAAUCCUCUGCCGAUGAUCCUUUGGAUAAACCGUCAUGGGAUAGGCUGAUUGUAUGCAACGCGGAAUGACCUGGAGGAUGGCCUUUCAUACAGGCUAGCCUAUUCCCUGAUUUGUGUUACUCAACUGUCCACUGCUUAGUCUCCACAAUUUAAGCACUCAUCUGCCUUCCAUAAGCCCAGAGCCCUUCCUGUGUCCAGUCAGAGCACAACGUUUAUUUGUAAGGACAUUCUGCUACUUUUGUGCACAGACGUGCGUUUCAGCCAAGACUAUUUGUACUACAAGGGAAUGAAUGCCUUGGGUUUUAUAUGUGGUGUUGGUUGAGCAGUAUGCCACGGCCAGGCUCUGUCUUAAGUCUCUAAACACAGUCAAAUGCAGACACAGACGAGCGUUCAGUCCUGUUGAGUUGGUGGUUCUGCAUGGCUGGCUGCUCACUCUAGUGUUGGUGUAGUUUUGAGUGCUGCCGAGUAUUGCACGGUUUGGCCUCGGUGAAGGCUACAGAGAGUGGACUGACAGUGGCACCAGAGACCCCGGACUUCUAGCUUUGAGAUGGACUGUGUACCCCUCUCUGUCAAAACUGGUCACCAGUGUCACCGCAUCAAGGGCGCCGGCUCAUCAUUUAACUACAUGUUGGUAUAAAUGCUAAGCGCUAUCGCAUCUGAGGUAUGUAGGAGGAAAUGGGAGUCCCCUGAGAUUUCUUUUUUUAUUUUUUAUUUUUUUACUCUAUGCAAUCAAUGCAUGUUCCUCGUGUAAAUAUGACCAUGUGACACAGAUAUGACAUGUAUUACAAGCAGUAUGUAAGCAAGUCUAAUUGGGAUAGACCAAGCUUUUAUUAACGACAAGCCUUUUUAUACACUA
This is a messenger RNA of Oncorhynchus mykiss (rainbow trout), 4163 nucleotides long. RefSeq lists its product as uncharacterized. Gene Ontology annotation, biological process: regulation of transcription by RNA polymerase II. Gene Ontology annotation, molecular function: RNA polymerase II cis-regulatory region sequence-specific DNA binding; DNA-binding transcription factor activity, RNA polymerase II-specific. Lineage: Eukaryota; Metazoa; Chordata; Actinopteri; Salmoniformes; Salmonidae. Gene Ontology annotation, cellular component: nucleus; transcription regulator complex. The record is from RefSeq and is a predicted model, not a curated record.